Hibiscus syriacus is the source of this 1164-nucleotide messenger RNA. Its product is annotated as metacaspase-9-like. Gene Ontology annotation, molecular function: cysteine-type endopeptidase activity. The transcript has 3 exons. The record is from RefSeq and is a predicted model, not a curated record. Lineage: Eukaryota; Viridiplantae; Streptophyta; Magnoliopsida; Malvales; Malvaceae. The coding region runs from base 1 to 867 and encodes 288 amino acids. Gene Ontology annotation, biological process: proteolysis.
AUGGCGUUUACCGUUACGAUGGAUGACGAUGACAACGAGAAUAAGAAUGUCAAGGUGGGUCAGCAGAGGAGCAUAGGCCGGUCUAGGGGUUACAGGACAACCUUUUCUUCCUUGAAACCUGGCGAAUCUUACCAGGAAGAAGAAACAAUCGUGCCUUGUGAUUUAAACCUCGUCACCAACAUGGACUUCAGGCGCUUGAUUCAGAAGCUACAACCAGGAACAAGCUUCACAAUCCUAUCAGAUUCAUGCCACAGUGGCGGUCUGAUUGACAAAAACAAAGAACAAAUUGGACCUACUAGAAUGAAGGGUAUACCACUCCCAGUUUACUACAAGUCUAGGGGCAUUUCUAUUGGAUCCAAUAUGGAUUGCAUGCACUCGGUUACGGGUGCCAUCCAAACUGGAGCAAAUAUUGCUAUAGGUGUUGCAAAUGCCGUAAACGCCGGGGCCAAUGUUGUGGAAAGUAUUGGCUCUGGUUUGUCAGCAAUCUUUAGCAAAGAAGAGUGCAUCUCAUUCCGACUGGAGCAUGAGCAAAGGGCGGUAAUGAAGUCGAGGUCACUGACGGAGGACGAGGGUCUUCUGUUGAGUGGAUGCCAAGCCAACGAGACUUCGGCAGAUCUGGAGGGGAGCCCGCUGACCGAAGGAAAAGCUCAUGGGGCAUUUACCUAUGCAGUGGUGAAGGUACUGAAACAGAACAAAGGAUUAAGCAACAAACAGCUUGUGAAGGAAGUGAGGAAGUUUUUACAAGAGCAGGGGAUUGAACAGCACCCUUUCCUUUACAGCAGUGAUGGGAAUGCAAAUGCACCUUUCUUGGACGCCCAAACCACUCGUGGUGAUCGGAAGAAAGCCGUCGCGAGGGGGCGUGAAUGAUGACCAUGUACCCAAUGACGCCCAUCGUAAGAUCAAUGGAUCAAGGAGGAGCCGUCAAGACUCCCCCAUAGAAAGGCAUAGGGCCGGUGAAACCUCCAUCGCCUAUUGAAACUAAAUAGUAAAGCUUAUACAUGCACUACUUCUACAAUAAAUCGGAAGAUGAGCUUCAUUAGUAUAUUGUGUGUUUCUUUAAUUACUAUACAUGUGUGUUAAGGCCUUCGCCAUGUAUGGCGCUCUCUUGUGUAAUAAUAUCAUGAAAUAAAACAGCCUUUACGUGUGUUUGCUUUAUUACUCCAA